AUGGUCAAAUCUAGAGGUAUUGACAUCGCUUUAGAUCUUCGUAUAGAUGUUGUUCUUGAUAUUGAUGAUUGCAUUGCAGGUAUAAGUAUUGCUAUUGAUCUUAAUAUUCGAGGUAUUUGUAUUAUUAUUGAUAUCGGGGUUCGUUUUCGUUUUGGCAUUGUUCUUAAUAUUUCAGGUAUUGGUAUUGGUAUUUGCAUUAUUCAUAUUUGUAUUAGCUUUCGUUUAGGCAUUGGUGUCGUUGGUAUUGGUAUUGUUAUGAGUGGUAUUCUUCUGUGUAUUGGUAUCAAUAUUCGUAUUAGUAUUAGAGCCUCGGUCUUGGUCUUGGUCUUGGUCUUGGUUUCGAUUUUGUGUAUUGCUGGUAUUGGUUUUGUUUAUACUGCUAUUGAUGGUAUUGGUCUUGGUACGUUUCUUAGUCUUUUGAUUUAUCAUUGGAUAAACCUAAUGUGA
Molecule: messenger RNA, 447 nt
Organism: Rotaria socialis
Lineage: Eukaryota; Metazoa; Rotifera; Eurotatoria; Philodinida; Philodinidae
Source: the annotation of a GenBank genome assembly